CCUGGCCCCGCCCCGGAAGCGCUGCCCGGUGCGGCGCUCACUUCCGCCGGGCCGGGGCAGCGGCAGCAGGAACGUCCCUCUAGCUGGAGGCCACCAUGACGGACUCAAAGUACUUCACCACCACGAAGAAAGGGGAGAUAUUUGAGCUGAAAGCUGAACUGAACAGUGACAAGAAGGAGAAGAAGAAGGAGGCAGUGAAGAAGGUGAUAGCAUCCAUGACCGUGGGCAAGGACGUCAGUGCUCUCUUCCCAGACGUGGUGAACUGCAUGCAGACGGACAACCUGGAGCUGAAGAAGCUGGUCUACCUCUACCUGAUGAACUAUGCCAAGAGCCAGCCUGACAUGGCCAUCAUGGCAGUCAACACAUUCGUGAAGGACUGUGAGGACCCCAACCCCCUGAUCCGUGCCCUGGCCGUGCGCACCAUGGGCUGCAUCCGGGUGGACAAGAUCACGGAGUAUCUGUGCGAGCCCCUGCGCAAGUGCCUGAAGGACGAGGACCCCUACGUGCGCAAAACGGCCGCCGUCUGCGUGGCCAAGCUGCACGACAUCAACGCCCAGCUGGUGGAGGACCAGGGCUUCCUGGACACCCUGAAGGACCUCAUCUCUGACUCCAACCCCAUGGUGGUGGCCAACGCGGUGGCCGCUCUCUCGGAGAUCGCAGAGUCUCACCCCAGCAGUAACCUGCUGGACCUCAACCCCCAGUCCAUCAACAAGCUCCUCACUGCCCUGAACGAGUGCACCGAGUGGGGCCAGAUCUUCAUCCUGGACUGCCUGGCAAACUACAUGCCCAAGGAUGACCGGGAAGCCCAGAGCAUCUGCGAGCGGGUGACGCCCCGGCUGUCCCACGCCAACUCUGCCGUGGUGCUCUCGGCCGUGAAGGUCCUGAUGAAGUUCAUGGAGAUGCUGUCCAAGGACCUGGAUUAUUAUGGCACCCUGCUGAAGAAGCUGGCCCCACCACUGGUCACCCUGCUCUCUGCAGAGCCCGAGCUGCAGUACGUGGCUCUGCGCAACAUCAACCUCAUCGUGCAGAAGAGGCCUGAGAUCCUGAAGCACGAGAUGAAGGUGUUCUUUGUGAAGUACAAUGACCCCAUCUAUGUCAAACUGGAGAAGCUGGACAUCAUGAUCCGUUUGGCUUCCCAGGCCAACAUUGCUCAGGUGCUGGCAGAGCUGAAGGAAUAUGCCACCGAGGUGGACGUGGACUUCGUGAGGAAGGCGGUUCGGGCCAUCGGCCGCUGCGCCAUCAAGGUGGAGCAAUCGGCUGAGCGCUGUGUCAGCACCCUGCUGGACCUCAUCCAGACCAAGGUCAACUACGUGGUGCAGGAGGCCAUCGUGGUCAUCAAGGACAUCUUCCGCAAGUACCCCAACAAGUAUGAGAGCGUGAUUGCCACCCUCUGUGAGAACCUGGACUCCCUGGAUGAGCCUGAGGCCCGAGCUGCCAUGAUCUGGAUCGUGGGGGAAUACGCCGAGAGGAUCGACAACGCCGACGAGCUGCUGGAGAGCUUCCUGGAGGGCUUCCAUGAUGAGAGCACCCAGGUCCAGCUGCAGCUGCUGACAGCCAUCGUGAAGCUGUUCCUCAAGAAGCCCACAGAGACACAGGAGCUGGUGCAGCAGGUGCUGAGCCUGGCCACACAGGACUCGGACAACCCCGACCUGCGGGACCGUGGCUACAUCUACUGGCGCCUGCUCUCCACGGAUCCGGUGGCUGCCAAGGAGGUGGUGCUGGCUGAGAAGCCCCUCAUCUCAGAGGAGACAGAUCUGAUUGAGCCCACCCUCCUGGACGAGCUGAUCUGCUACACUGGGACACUGGCCUCUGUCUACCACAAACCUCCCAGCGCCUUCGUGGAGGGGAGCAGGGGGGUGGUGCACAAGAGUUUGCCCCCGCGAACGGACUCGCGUGAGAGCCCGGAGAGCCCAGAUGCAGCCCCCCCAGGGGUGCAGGGGACAGAGCAGCCAGCUGUCAUCCCCACCCAGGGCGACCUGCUGGGUGACCUGCUGAACCUGGACCUGGGCCCACCCGUGGGCGGGCCCCCCAUGGCCACCGCCGCCGUGCAGAUGGGCGCCGUGGACCUCCUGGGAGGUGGCUUGGACAGCCUGAUGGGGGACGAGUCGGAAGGGCUGCGAGGGGAUGCAGGAGGCAGCCCUGCUAUGGGGGGUGGUGGCUUCGCCCCCGCCCCCGCCGGCGCAAUGCCUGCAACCCUGGGGGCACCCCUGGGCAGUGGGCUGGGAGACCUCUUCGACCUGACUGGUGGGGUGGGGACCCUCUCAGGAUCCUACGUGGCACCCAAAACGGUCUGGCUCCCUGCCAUGAAAGCCAAGGGGCUGGAGAUCUCUGGCACCUUCAGCAGGCAGGUGGGUUCCAUCUCCAUGGACCUUGUCCUGACCAACAAGGCCCUGCAGGUCAUGUCUGACUUUGCCAUCCAGUUCAACCGCAACAGCUUUGGCCUGGCCCCAGCAGCUCCUCUCCAGGUCCAUGCUCCCCUGGCCCCCAACCAGUCGGUGGAGAUCUCCCUUCCGCUGAACACCGUGGGCUCUGUCAUGAAGAUGGACCCUCUGAACAACCUCCAGGUCGCGGUGAAAAACAACAUCGACGUCUUCUACUUCAGCACCCUGUACCCACUGCACAUCCUCUUCGUGGAGGAUGGCAAGAUGGAGAGGCAGAUGUUCCUGGCCACUUGGAAGGACAUUCCCAACGAGAACGAGGCCCAGUUCCAGAUCAAAGACUGUUCUCUCAGUGCAGAUGCUGUCAGCAACAAGCUCCAAGGCAGCAACAUCUUCACCAUUGCCAAGAGGAACGUGGAGGGCCAGGACAUGCUCUACCAGUCCCUGAAGCUCACCAAUGGCAUCUGGGUGCUGGCUGAGCUCAGGAUCCAGCCCAGCAAUCCCAGUUUCACG
Messenger RNA from Apus apus (common swift), 2891 nucleotides. RefSeq names its product adaptor related protein complex 1 subunit beta 1 (gene AP1B1). Gene Ontology annotation, cellular component: clathrin adaptor complex; membrane coat. Gene Ontology annotation, molecular function: clathrin binding. Lineage: Eukaryota; Metazoa; Chordata; Aves; Apodiformes; Apodidae. The annotation marks the transcript as partial. The record is from RefSeq and is a predicted model, not a curated record. Gene Ontology annotation, biological process: vesicle-mediated transport; intracellular protein transport. The transcript has 22 exons.